AUGGCUCUCACCUUAACUUCAGGGACCGAUCUUCACCAGCACCUCGGUAUGGAGUCGUCUGCCGAGAAAGAGCCUGACCGGCUCGCAAUCAACAUGGUCAUACGCCAGGAUCCCUUCUCGAUCAGUCUCGAUGCCUCGGCCCUCCUUGCCGUGGCCAUUCUACUCAUCAUUGGUAUGAACACCGUCGAGCACCUCUACCUCGAGUGCAUGAUCCUGGCCAUCCCCAUCAUGCUCCUGAUCCGGAACGACUACCACAACUUCCUCAAUCUCGGCCCGGGCGGGACCCCCGCAACACCGGCCGGCUACGCGAGGCUAACCUGGUACCGCCUCUUCGCCCUCCGGGACCCCUUCAGCCCCCCGCCCCGGGACCCCUCCCAGCUGCCGGCCGCCGGCAUCCUCCGACAGCAGCCACUCCCCUACCGGCCGGGCCCUCGGCCCGUGGUUGCGGGCCUCGCGCCGCAGAGGCAGCUGAACCAGCCCGGUAACCAGAAGAUAUACCAGGCGCUGAAGCUCGCGCUCAGCGACCUCAGCGCCCUCAGUCCCAAGAAGUUCAUCACGGCGACGUCGUGCCUGGAGAAGCACGGCUUCGCCCUGUUUGCGCGGCACCCGCUCAACGUCUGCGGCAACGGCGAGGUCUGCCACAUCCACACCUCGGACAAGUCGAUGCACAUGAACCUCCACCCCGACGACAUCAAGGAGGUCCUGGAGAAGGGCUGGGGCCAGAGGCAUCCCAUGGCCUGGACGGGCUGGGUGCAUACCCCUGUGCCGAGUACCUUCGUCAUGAUUUAUGCACCGAGGGAUGACAAUGACCUCCGCAUCGUUCUCAGGAUAAUCGAGGCUGCGGUCUGGUACACAACGUCGGAAAAGGUAGACUUGGAGGGUCCUUCCGAAUCGUAA
This is a messenger RNA of Phialemonium atrogriseum, 897 nucleotides long. RefSeq lists its product as uncharacterized. The record is from RefSeq and is a predicted model, not a curated record. Bases 1 to 897 code for a protein of 298 amino acids. The transcript has 2 exons. Lineage: Eukaryota; Fungi; Ascomycota; Sordariomycetes; Cephalothecales; Cephalothecaceae.